CCAAAUUGAAAUAAGCUAGAAAUUAAUCGUAAGUAAUUAAAAAUAUAUCGCGAUAGCGAUAAAUAUAAUAAUUAAAUAAUUAACAAUAUCACUUGACUAAGAAUUAUAAUGGCAAAGAAAAGGCAAAAUAGGACUACGCAGAAGGUUGUAAAAUUUAUUGAAACUAGCAAUAUCACUCCAGUUUAUAAAACUGUGUCAAAAAAAUCUAAUACAAAAUAUAGUAUUAGAAAUAAAAAAAAUAUCAACGAUUUAAAAAUUUGUGGAUGUGAAAAUAAAAUGAACUCAUAUAUACCAAAAACAUGGCAAUCUAUUAUGAAUAUGUAUGGUGAUGCAGAAACAACAGAGGCUUGGAAUAGGCAAGGUAAAAAUCCGGAACGGAUUUUAAAACCAAAAAAAUCAAACAAGGAUAAACGUAAAGCAAAACAAAUAGCUGAACCAAAUAACGAUUUUAUAAAUGACAAAAGUAAUGUAAAAUCCAAAUAUCCCAAAACAUUAGUCAAGAAAUCUCGAAUAAGUUUAUAUCGCAAAAGAAAUAAACGCAAACGCGUUUUAAAUCGACAAAAUCUCAAAACAAAUAAACAACAAGAAUUCGAUUCUAACAUAAAAGAUAAGAAGAACAAAGUUGAAUCUCCAAUAGGUUUCGAUUUUUUUAAACGAAAACCGAUAAUCAAAUCAGAAUUAUUUCGGAACCAUAUCAAUCAUAAAGGAACCGGAGACGCUUUUUUCGGUGGACUCUAUUCAAAUUAUCAUAAGCAGCGAAAAGAAAAUCCUGCUGCUGAAGAUAAAAAUAUACUCGAUAAGGAAUUGGUCAUUUCAAAUGAAAAGGAAAAUUUAAGCAACGGUAAAAGGAAAACAAGACACAAAAAUACUUUCUUAAAAGACAGUUCAGAGAAAAUUAUGGGAAUAUGGAGUAAGUGUAACUUGGUUAAAAUGUUUGUCAAUCCACAUACAAGUAAAUCACAAAAUAUAGUACAUGAUUUAAAGGGAGAACCAUUGUUUGAAAUGAAGGUUGACUCUGUUAAUAUGCGGGUUGUAAAUUCUUCAGAAAUUAAUUCCAAAUUAAAAACUCUUGGAAAAAUUAAACGAAGACCUUCUUGUAUUUGCGAUUCGCGAGAAAAAUCGUUAAAAACUGGAGGGCAUAAUGUGUGUAAGAAAGGUAUAUGCGAACAUGCAUUAUUUAAAGGACAACCUGGUUUCGAUUGCAAAUGUAAAAGAAAAAAAAAUUUAAUCGUAUGCAACGAUACAAAUUGUGAUUCUAAAAAAAUUUCCAAAUACUAUAAAAAUAAAAAAAUAAAAAAUAAAGAAAAACAAAGAAAACCGGUGGUCGAAGUCGUACUGAAUCGUAAUAGUAUGACAAUAUUAAAUUCAAAAGAAAUUGGUAAAAUGUUUAAGAAGGCACCUCAAUACGAAAUUUGCCCUACCGGUAUUUGCAAAGAGGCUAGCAAAGAUCCAGAUAUUGAACUAAUUUGUAAAUGUAUAGGCAAAAAAAAUUCACCCAUGAUAAAAGAAUGCACAGAUGAAACGUGUGUUAGAACAGUAAAAAAGUGUAAAUUAUCGAAAAUAUGGUCUCGAGUGUUUAGUAAAUGCGAGAAUUUCGAAAUCACUCCAGGUUUCGAAAUAAGUAAGGUUCGUGGUCAUAAACAACGAUAUCAUGUUGCAAACCAACAAUAUUAUGAAAAACCACAAAAGAAAUCUGGUGAAUUAAAGAAUACAAGACGUGUCUCAGUUCCAAUAGCACUACAGCUCAAGAGAAAUAUAGGAUCAUAUGCAAAUGUUUGUGAGUGCAAUUUAAAAGAAGCUGAAGUUAUAAAGAACAAGGUUAAAAGUGUCAAGAGGAAAAAAAGAAAAAGACUAAAGGUAUUUAAAUCGCUUAAAACACAGACGUCUUUUACUCAUCAAACAAAGUUACAAAAUUUGUCACGACAUAUUAUAAAAUGCUUACAAAGAAAACGGGUACGUUGCGAAAAUAAAUUAAAACAAAAGGAAAAAGAGUUCAAGGAAAGUGAAAAGAUGGCCGACAAGGAAAACUUAAAAGUAGAAAAAAUUAUAAAAAAAAAUAAAAAUGACGAGGAACUUGCUUGGAAUUGCAUGACGAAUUUUGUAAUUGGUAUUAUAAAUAUUGGAGUUAAUUUGAUAAUUAAAAUAUUUUCAAUGACUUUCUCUAUGCUGCUAAAUCCCAUUGGAAGCUUUGUGUAUGUUAGGGAAAGAGCAAAGGAUCCCCCUGGCACAAUAAAAAGAAUAAAAGGUUGGUUAACCAGGACAUGGUCAAACAAAAAUUCGAGGAUGUCAGAAACUAUAAAGCAAUCGAAUACUAUGAAUGUAAUUGCCGAUCAAAUAGAAGACACAGCUAUCUAUGACGCACUUUUUGCGAAUAAAGGCAAGACUGGAGCUCAAAAGUCAUUGUAUGAAAGAAAACGUAAGUUAAGAAAACGAAGAAUACAAAAACGACAUGAUCAAGCUCUGUAUGGAUGCCGCCACAUGCUUUUAACCACCUUGCGAAAGACACCCUGUUUGUGGUUAUAUUAUAUUUGCCCAGAUUUAUAUCCACAAUACCUUAACUUAGUUACUUUCAUGACAAAUUUCUGUCAUUUAAUUAUAUAUCUUCUUGCGUUGAUUUGUUGGACUCCUUGUAUCAUUUGUUUUGAAGGUUGUCGAGCAUGUUUGUGUUGUUUAUUUUGUACGAAUUAGUUUUUGUAAGUAA
Molecule: messenger RNA, 2701 nt
Organism: Nymphalis io (European peacock)
Lineage: Eukaryota; Metazoa; Arthropoda; Insecta; Lepidoptera; Nymphalidae
Exons: 2
Coding region: 109-2688 (859 amino acids)
Source: RefSeq, a predicted model, not a curated record